CCUAGGGAGUAGUGAGCAGGAGAGAGCUCCGUGAGCUUAGCUCAGAGCGCGGUGCAGUUCCGCUGAGGAGGAGAUGGCUUCGGUUUCUAGCUCAACACCUUCUGGAAAGGUGCUGAAAGAAUCUAACAAUGGGGGAAAGAUGACCUUUCUAGAUAUGUCUCUAGAUGACAUUAUAAUCCUCAAAAAUAUAGAAAGCCCAAAAACUGAACCAAAAAAGAAUGGAACACAGAACCGUAAAAAAAGGAGUGUGAUUUCAAGACGCCGAUCAAAUGGUCAUAGGCAGUACCAUCAGAGAGGAUUCUCAAGAUUCAGAAAGAACACUGAGGAAGAAAAUCCUGAUAAAAACCCAUACCAAGAAUCUUUUGGAUUCAAGUCUGGACAAAGCACUUUAAACAAGCAGCCUGUAAAAGAGCAGGAGAAGUUAAGUGACAAUUCUAAGUCCCAAACAGAGACGAGUGGAAGCCAGUCAGAGGGGAACCAGCAUCAAUCAGAAGAAUCUCAAGGCCAAUCAUCAGAAAGUCGACACCAUUCAAAGAGUUCUCAUGGCCAGUCUGAGAGUUCUAGUAGCCAGUUGGAGAGUUCUUGUGGCCAGUCGGAGAGUUCUCGUGGUCAGUCAGAAAGAUCUCGUGGCCAGUCAGAGAGUUCUCAUGGCCAGUCUGAGAGAUCUCAAGGCCAAUCUGAGAGAUCUCGAAGCCGGUCUGAGAGAUCUCAAAGCCAGUCUGAGAGUUCUAGUAGCCGAUCUGAGAGAUAUUGUGGUCAACUUGAGAGACCUCGUAAUCAACCUGAGGAAUUUCAUGGCCAAUCUGAGAGAUCUCGUGGCCAACCAGAAAGAUCUCGUGGCCAUCCAGAGAGAUUUCGUGCCCCAACAAAAAGAUCUUGUGACCCAACAAAAAGAUCUCAUGGUCAAUUAGAGAGAGCUCAUGGCCGGUCAGAGAAAUCUCAUGCCCAAACAGAAAGAUCCCAUGGCUACAAAGAAAGAUCCCAUAGCCAAUUAGAGAGAUCUUAUGGCCACUCAGAGACAUCUCAUAGCCUAUUAGACAGAUCUCGUGGCCGCACAGAAAGAUCUCCUACCCUAUUAGAGAGAUCUCGUGGCCUCACUGAGAGAUCUCAUAGACGAUUAGAGAGAUCUCGUGGCUACAGAGAAAGAUCUCAUGGCCAAUUAGAGAGAUCUCAUGGCCACAGAGAGAGACCUCAUAGCCCAUUAGAGAGAUCUCAUGGUUACACUGAGAGAUCUCCUAGCCGAUUAGAGAGAUCUCUUGGCCGCUUUGAGAGAUCUCCUAGCUGGUUAGAGAGAUCUCAUGGUUACACUGAGAGAUCUCCUAGCCGAUUAGAGAGAUCUCAUAGUUACACUGAGAGAUCUCAUGGCCACACAGAGAGAUCUCAUAGCCAACUAGAGAGAUCUCGUGGUUACACUGAGAGGUCUCUUAGCCAAUUAGAGAGAUCUCAUGGUUACACUGAGAGGUUUUAUGGUCACUCAGACAGAUCUCAUAACAACUCAGAGAGAUUUAAUGACUAUUCAAAGAGAUCUCCUUUCCUAUCAGGGAGAUCUCAUGUCUCAUCAGAGAGAUUGCAUGUCUCAUCAGAGAGAUUUCAUGUCCCAUCAGAAAGAUUGCAUGUUCUAUCAGGGAGAUCUCAUGUUCCAUUAGAGAGAUCUCAUGUCUCAUCAGAGAGAUCUCAUCUCCUAUCAGGGAGAUCUCAUGGCCAAUCAGGGAGAUAUCGAAGACAUUCACCAGUAGAAAGAUUCAAAAGAUCACCCAAAAUUGAGUCUGAAUAUGACAGGUAUUUAAUAAUGAAAAGAAGGGAUGAAUACUUCCAGAAGCAGAUGCAGCAGAGACAUGAUCAAAUGAAUAAGAAUCGAAGGAUGUCACCAGAAGAUGACCACAGCUUCCGUGAAAAUGAUCUAAGACGUGAAAGAAUGAGGUUUCAUUCCAUGAAAGAUUCUCUAAGAUGAAAAUGAAGAAAAUACCAGAAUCUGUUGUCAAUUCUGAAGACCAAAAUGUUCUUUCCUCUUAAAGGUUUGCUGUUAACAGAGAUGUAGUGCAUUAAUGCUAGAACACAGACAUAUUCUUUCAGUAUUUAACUUUUUGCUGCUCCUGUUAAUGUGUUUUUUUCUUAAGUAAGCUUUGAUGUGAAUAAUCUGUCAAAAGUAAGUGUUUGCAUAGAAGAAAAAAUGUUUACUUUGAAUAAAAGAACAGAAAGAUGAGUAAGAAGUAGGGAAGGUGAUUUGGAAGGAGGGAUGUUAGGAAGACAGCUAUGCUUUCAGAAUGCUGUGUCUUUUCAACAUUAGAGAAUUUGCUUCUUUGGUUUAAUUUGUUCUUUGAGCUCUAGAACCUGCAUAUGAAUACUAAGUAGACUGUCUUUCAACAGUAGAGCAAGAUUAUUGAUGAACAUCUUUUUUUUUUUUUGAUGAACAUCUAUUGUGACGAAAUAUUCACUGUCAAUACGAUGGAAUUCUACUCUUUAUUAAAAGGAUAAAUUUGUAGCCACGCUUUUCCAUUUUGUCUAGCAAAUUAUGCUUUUGCUUUUGACAUGAACUUGUAGGAAUUUCAGAUCGUUCUGUCAUUUUCUAUGACCACAUUAAUAAAGUUUCAAUACAAAUGUGACUUUUUUCCUUUCCAUUGACAUGUGGGAUCCAGAGUAAUAAUGAUCCUGAUACAAAUGGAUUAUCAAAGUGUAAUUUGGAUGUCAACUGUUGUCCAGCUAAGCCUGUUGUUAUAGCACACUAAAAAUACUGUUUUACAAUUACUUGGUGCUUCCAUGUAAGACUGAUGGUUUUUAGCCUAAUCUAAUAAAUUCUGUCCUACAUUUAGUAGUUAUU
Molecule: messenger RNA, 2818 nt
Organism: Canis lupus familiaris (dog)
Lineage: Eukaryota; Metazoa; Chordata; Mammalia; Carnivora; Canidae
Gene: LUZP4
Product: leucine zipper protein 4
Exons: 7
Coding region: 74-1951 (625 amino acids)
Source: RefSeq, a predicted model, not a curated record